GCCGUCACGACAAUAUCGCGACCGCAGAUCUCCAGACGUCGCGACGCGCGAUUCUCACGUGUGUCCAAAUUUUUAACUUAAUACAAAAAAUAAACAAUUAUUAAACCUUUACCAACAAUUUAAAUAAAGAAACAAACAAGAAUUAACCAACAUGUCCAUGGAUAUUCAGAGUAUUACGUAUUAAAAAAAAAUCUAAAAAAAACUUUAAAAAAAAUAUCGAGAAGUCAAUUAAAAUGUUUCGCGUCAAUUUAGCAAACGCAAUUGCCGGCUGUGCUUCGCGUUUCCGAUUUUUGCUGGAAAAAGAGAAAACGUAGGAAGAGUAGGGAAUCAGAGAAAGAGAGUUAUAAAAAAAAUAAACGUUCUAAAUUGAAAUACAAACGUUUGCAUGCAUGACAGUGAUAAUUGCGGAUCGCAGACUAUUAUAAAAACAAGGUACAUUAUAUAGUCGUUUACGAACUAGCUGUAGCCAACGAAUUUCCCGAUGGAGGACAUGUCAUCAACGGUGGACGGUGGACUGGAAAGUAAUGUUAAAGAGGAGAGGAGACUAAUGAAGCGAAAAGGGGGUUGCAGACGAAGAGGAGGCUUUUAAUUAAUAUUUGCUGCGAGUGGAGUGCGGUUUCGGUGCGGUCGGUGGGGGCUGGUGUGUCGCGCCUAAUUAAAAGGGAAAGAGAAAGGAAUUCGCAAAAAAAAACAUGACCGAGAUGGUGCUGCUGCCGGAAGUGAACAGGAGUGAAUUCGGAGCGAACAAGAGCGGCUUCAGCAGGUACGUGAACAGUACUCACCUGUCGUAUUCGUCGUCAGUGUCGGUGCUGGAGGAGGGUAGAUCCUUUCUGCUCGGCCUGUUCCUCGUCUUCAAGACGACCGUGAUGCUGAUGAUCAUCAUGGCAGCGCUCUUCGGAAAUCUCCUGGUCAUAGUCUCCGUGAUGAGACACAGGAAGCUGCGCGUCAUCACCAACUACUUUGUAGUUUCAUUGGCUUUAGCUGAUAUGUUGGUGGCGAUAUGGGCGAUGUGCUUCAACUUCAGCGUCGAAGUGACUGGAGGCCGUUGGGUCUUCGGCUACUUCAUGUGCGACGUCUGGAACUCUUUAGAUGUUUACUUUUCGACUGCAUCUAUUCUACAUCUCUGCUGCAUCAGCGUGGAUAGAUACUACGCCAUCGUCCAACCUCUGGAUUACCCUUUGAUCAUGACCAAUGGCAGACUCGCCUUAAUGUUGGCUGUGGUCUGGUGCAGCCCGGCCGUUGUCUCCUUUCUACCCAUCUUCAUGGAGUGGUACACCACAGAAGAACACCUAGACUUCCGCAGAAAGAACCCACAGGUCUGCUCAUUCACAGUGAACCGCCCAUACUCCGUAAUCUCAUCCAGUGUCAGCUUUUGGGUUCCGGGAAUGGUGAUGAUAUUCAUGUACUACCGCAUCUACGUCGAAGCUGACCGUCAGGAACGCAUGCUCUACAGGAGUAAAGUGGCGGCAGCCCUUCUGAACAAGCACCUGCAAAUCAAUGGAAUUUCGGCUGGACUCACCUCCUUGAGGCAAUCCGUUGAUGCAGAUCUAGCUGAAGUGAAAACGGAUCCAGGCACCAGCAAGAUGAAGAGGGAAAGGAAGGCCGCUCGAACACUGGGCAUCAUCGUGUCCGCUUUCCUCGCAUGCUGGCUUCCAUUCUUUCUAUGGUACGUGAUUUCGACGUUGUGCGGGACAACGUACUGCUACAGUCCACCAUCCGUGGUGACUCUCGUCUUCUGGGUGGGCUACUUCAACUCGGCGCUGAACCCGUUGAUCUACGCCUACUUCAACCGCGAGUUCAGGGCCGCUUUCAAGAAGACCCUUCAAUCUUGCUGCCAGUUUGCCUCGCGGCUGACCUGCGUCCGUCUGUGGAGGCCGCGCCGCGAUCACGUCAACUACAGCAACGCCUCCAGCGACAUCCACAUGAACAAUCACCUGGUGACGACCGGGGCGACCCUACGCCUACCACCGACGGGCGCGACCUCCUUCGAUCCCCGCCUCAUCAGCAACGUCUCUGAGGGUGAGAUCAUCAAUCUGCAGACGCAAAGCGAGGCGGUCAUUUAAUUUCAUUUAUACAUCAUUAUUUGUACAUAUCAUUUACCCUAACUCACUCCAAUUUCAAAAGGAGAAAAAAAGGAAAAAAACGAACAAAAAAAACAGAUUUAAUGAGGUAGGUAACAUGUAAACCAAAGGAAGCUCAAUUCUCGUUUAUAAUGCAUACAUUAAGUCAUAUUUAAUGUGCGCGAGAGGCAUGGCCAAAAAUCAAUCAAUCAUUAAGUGAAUUGUUUUGAAACCAAAGAGAAAUGCACAUAGUCAGUAUCCGUUUCUCGCUUAAUCAAGGAAUACACUUAACACGAUGCGGUUUGCAAUUAACUCCAUCCCGUUCGACACUAAAUGAAACACGUUAUUUGAUGACAGGGUAUUUAAUGGAAAUUAAUUCUCGUCUCCACUAAACAGAUAUAUAUAUUUUCCGCGAAAAUUAAUAUUAAGUUAUUCAAAUCGCAUUCCUGGCGCCGCUCCAAUGCGUAUCAAUUUACAUUUUCCAUCGCGGAAUUGGGGCGCAUCCAUAUUAUUUACUUUGAACUAUUUCUAUCCAAUUGCGUUUCCUCUGCAAUGCCGAUGGUGAAAAUUCAUGUACUGCUGAAUCUAGUUUAAAAUCAACCACAAUCAAAACGUAUCUCCAAGAUUUAAUAUCAUAUAGAAACAUCAACCCCUAGAAAAUAAAAUCUUGUAUAUUAUAUAAAAAAAUACUAUUUUUUUUUUCUUGAUGAAUUUUCGGGGGUUGAACGUUUGCAACAUCUGUGCCGUGCCGUCUUUCAUCAUCAUUCCUUAUGUAGAAAAAGAAAAAAAUAGCACAAGAUGAAUAAGGAAGGUAAAGGAUGAAGGGGAUGGGUACUCUAACGCUCGAGCUGUUCUCUAAAAACAGGAA
Nicrophorus vespilloides is the source of this 2928-nucleotide messenger RNA. Its product is annotated as octopamine receptor beta-1R-like. The transcript has 4 exons. Gene Ontology annotation, cellular component: membrane. Bases 693 to 2063 code for a protein of 456 amino acids. Gene Ontology annotation, molecular function: octopamine receptor activity. Lineage: Eukaryota; Metazoa; Arthropoda; Insecta; Coleoptera; Silphidae. Gene Ontology annotation, biological process: adenylate cyclase-activating adrenergic receptor signaling pathway. The record is from RefSeq and is a predicted model, not a curated record.